AUGGCGGAGGACUCACUGCAACAUUUCCUGUCUUGGUGUCGCACGAAAGGAAUCGUCUCGGAUGGUCUCGAAAUAAGGUCAUGUGAGGAGUCAGGUAAUGGAGUGUUCGCAGCUCGAUCGUUCCGAACGGAUGAGAAGGUCAUAGAGGUACCUGAAGAGUUGAUGAUCACGGCUGGAAAGGUCGCUGACAUGGAUCCGUAUGCGGAACUUCUGAAGGAUACAAAGUUGUUUCCCACACCGUUUGAAUUACUCACAUUGUUUUUCUGCAUGGAAGAUGAAGACUCGUCUUUGUACGCACCGUACCUCAAGAUGUUGCCCAAGACUUUCACUACUCCCUUGUAUAAGGGUCAAACGGUUGAUCCAGCCCAUUUACCUUCAUCAGUUCGAGACUGUUGGUGUACGCAGCAGAAGGAUCUGCGAGAGUCAUGGAAUAAGAUCGAGCAAGCAUGUCCAGACAUAACGUAUGAGAGAUUCUUAUGGGCAUGGCACGUGGUCAAUACGCGAUGUAUCUAUGUGGAAAACAAACCACAUGCAAGCGUUGAUAAUUCGGCUGGAGACACUUUAGCUGUAGUGCCUUUUGUCGACAUGCUUAAUCAUGAUCCAAGUGCCCAGUGCUUGGCUACGUUCGAAAGGUAUUCCAAGAAGUAUGUGGUUCGGGCAUCACAUUAUAUACUUGAAGAUCAGCAGGUGACUGUAUGCUAUGGACCGCAUGACAAUGCCCGUCUAUGGAUGGAAUAUGGCUUCACUUUGCCCAACAAUCCCAAUGGGAAGGUCAUGAUGGAGCAUGCAUUAUUUGUGGCCUUGGCAAGAAAGGUCGGUGUGACCGUAUCAGCAGCUCAUGAAAAAGCCCUGGAAGGUGCAGGCCUGCCGUGUACAUUAUACUUAUCGGAUGGGGGACCGAGUUGGGCAUUACGGGUGAACAUGAAGAUUCUUAUGUUUUCGCCAUCAGAUAUAGGAGACAAAGCGGUCGAUGUUUACAUAAUCGUGCCAUUCUACAGAAAGCGAUGGCGAGAAGUGAUAUAUGCGGAGAAAUCACGGGACAAUUCUGCCGAUUCUAAUGGUGAAGAGGAUGCCGUCAUAAACGAAAGCGAUAGAGCCGAAAGUCAAACUUUGAGACGAAUAAUCACUGAGUUGAAACAGGCUCUCAUCACGAAACUUGACAAGGUUCCAGAAGACCUGAAAUGGAUUUGGAAGGAACAAGUCAUGAUUGUCAACGUGGUAUUGUCGUCAUUUGAAUGA
Molecule: messenger RNA, 1239 nt
Organism: Cooperia oncophora
Lineage: Eukaryota; Metazoa; Nematoda; Chromadorea; Rhabditida; Trichostrongylidae
Source: the annotation of a GenBank genome assembly